Molecule: messenger RNA, 890 nt
Organism: Ruditapes philippinarum (Manila clam)
Lineage: Eukaryota; Metazoa; Mollusca; Bivalvia; Venerida; Veneridae
Product: neuronal acetylcholine receptor subunit alpha-9-like
Exons: 6
Biological process (GO): nervous system process; chemical synaptic transmission; regulation of membrane potential
Cellular component (GO): neuron projection; synapse; membrane
Molecular function (GO): extracellular ligand-gated monoatomic ion channel activity; neurotransmitter receptor activity; transmembrane signaling receptor activity
Source: RefSeq, a predicted model, not a curated record
UAUUUUUCCGGUUGCUGUGAUAUAGAAGUUCGAUACGACAAACAGAAGUUCUUUAAGCUGUUAUAUAACAAGUGAUUCGUGAUUUGUGUUGAUUUAGACCCGACUGCUGUGACGAAUAGAAUAGAAGCAAAUACUUGGUUAAGGGUAUAUCAAUAAACAGUAUGCACAUUGUCUGAUAAAUAAGCAUUUGUGACUCAGAGUUGUGCGUGCGAACAAUAAUGCUAAAAAAGGAAUUUAUAAUUUUGCUUUUAAUUACCUUUACAGGUAUAAGAUGCUCAAUUCUAGAUGAAUUAUUCCGGAACAUGACAUCAGACUACCAGGCAGAAACAAGACCCAUGUGUAAAGCAUCGUCCAUCACAGAAGUGUACAUUGACUUUGCAUUAAGACAAAUUGUUGAUCUAGAAGAGCCAAGACAAUUUUUGAAUUCUAUUCUAUGGGUUCGAAUGGAAUGGGAAGAUUGUAGGUUAAAAUGGAAUGCUAGUAAUUUCGAAGGAAUAAAUGACAUCAUUGUUCCACAGAAUAAAGUCUGGGUGCCAGAUCUCACCUUAUAUGAUAAUGCAGCAGCAGAUAAAUUAUCUGGAAUAGAUGAUUAUAACCUGGCCAUACAUAGCAAUGGUGUAAUCAAGUUUAAUUUUCCUUCAUUGCUGAGAAGCGUUUGUGCUGUAGAUGUCACACAUUUCCCAUUUGACUAUCAAGUGUGUAACCUCACAUUUGGUUCAUGGGCAUACAGUGGUAACCAAGUUAACGUCAUUAAUAUAUCAACAAAGGCGGAUAUGUCGUCAUACGUUUUAAACUCGGAGUGGCAAGUUUUUGAUUGUCCAAUAGAUCGACCAGUUACAUAUUACGGACAAGAUCCUUAUCCAACUUUGGUAGUGCAACUUCUCUUAGAG